ACUUAACAAAAGAAAGUAAAAAUAUAAAUUGAUAAAAUUUAUAAGUACCUCUCUCGUGUGGCUCCUCAUCAUUUCAUGUGAAGCACAAUCUGAGAAGACACAGCAAAUUAAGAUCCAUCAUCCAUCUCACCAACAACAUAUAUAUAGUAUACACAUAGUGAUAACAAAAAAAAAACAUGGGAGAUCAUCAUGAUUUCAUCAACUCAGGAAGCUGGUGGAAAGUAUCUUCUUCUUCCUCGAUAUCUUCUUCCUCUUCCAUGAGAGCAAACUCAAUUGAAUCUGGUGGUUCUGCUGCUUUCCAUGAUAAGCUUCAUCAUUCAUUAGCUACUGAUCACCAUCUGCAGAUGAUUGGUUUAGGGCUUUCUUCACAAUCACAUGUUGAUCAAUGGAACCAAUCUCUCUUAGGAGAUAGUAAAGCGGAGACAAGCUUUGGAGUGAUGCUUCAAGAGAAUAUCAAUUUAGAUGCGACCUCAAACGCAAACGCUAACACAACGUCAUACCAGUUGCAAGAAUCUGAUCCCUCUCACCACCAAGCUUUGUGGCGAGACCCACGCAUCAAUAACAGCGAUUUCAAACCGCAGCUAAACAUGACGAGUAGCAACAACCGCGGGUUCUUCUUGGAUCAUCAGUUCAGCCCUCACGGGAGCUCAAGCACCGACAGUAGCACAGUGACAUGUCAAGGUUUCUCUUCUGACAAUCCGUCAAACACUUUGUACGGACCAACGGCAACAACUCCUAACUCCUCUUCAGCUAUGUUUCAUCAUCAUCAUCAUCAUCAAGCAGCUGGCUUCAACAUGCCUGGCUCAUCCGAUCAGCAGCCGUCUAGGACUCAUCAGGCAUCAAAUCUUGGUUACUCUCAGUUCGGUUCAUCCACCGGAAACUACGACCAGACGGCGUUGAGAUUCUCUAACAACGCAACGUUUUGGAACCCUACUGCGGCGGGAAACGUGGGUCCUACUCAUCAUGACGCGUCGUCGAACUAUUUUCCGGCGUUACAGCCGCCGCAAAUUCACGCGCCGAGUUUUGACGAACAACCUAAUGGUAUGUCGGAGAUUAAAGAUUCGAGUAGCAGUGAAGUAAAAAGAGUCGGAGGAGAUCAGCCGGCGGCGAAAAGGGCUAAGAGCGAAGCAACCUCUCCGUCACCACCUUUGAAGGUGAAGAAGGAGAAAAUGAGUGACAGAAUCGCUGCACUCCAACAAUUGGUUUCACCUUUCGGAAAGACUGAUCAAGCCUCAGUGCUCUCUGAAGCCAUUGAAUACAUUAAGUUCUUACACCAACAAGUUUCAGCUCUGAGUAACCCAUACAUGAAUAGUGGAGCUUCUUUACAGCAUCAACAGAGUGAUCAUCCGAAAGAGCUAGAAGUAUCAAAAGAACCAGAUCUUAGAAGUCAAGGUUUAUGUUUAGUACCAGUUUCGAGCACAUUUCCAGUGACACACGAUACUACAGUAGAUUUCUGGACUACUACCUUUGGUGGGACUUUUAGAUAGAUCGAUAUAUAGAUGAAAAGGUUGCAUUAGAUCUUGGUCGACAUAUAUUUUAACCUAUAUACACGAAAAUUUGUUGAUAAGAAAAUCACCGCAUUUUAAACGAAGAAGCAAAAUAAGUCAAUGGACAAGUGAAACGUGUUUGUCCAGUUAUUUAUAUUUUGAUUUAUAACUAAUCUACAAAGUAAUGUGUAACUGAAGAACUAUAUAGAGGAUAUAUAUAUAAGAUUUACUGAAAUUUGAGAGGUAUAUUUUGUUGAAAGUUAAACUUGAUUUGGAUCACAUUUUGGGCUAAUAAUUUACUAAUCAUUUUAGUCCAAACUUAGUCCAAUAUCUAGAAUCAUCCUCCACCUCCUUAGAAUAAAAAUCUAGAUAUUCUCAUAGAAUUAUCUAGAUAAUUAUAAUAAAAAAAUCUUAGAUAUUAUGGUAGAAUUCUCUAGAUUUAUGAUUAAAAUAUGUAAGAUAUUUUGUAUUUUGGAGGCUAUAAAUACCUCCACUCCCCUUUCAUUUUGAAUCACCAAGAAAUAAACAAAGCUUGUAACAAGUAAUAAAAAUCUUCUUCUAAGUUAUAAAAUCUUUAUUCUUCACAAAAUUUCUUUCUCUUCAAACACUUUAAACACUUUCUCCAUCUUUAUAAAACUUUUCAUUCCAACAAAGUGGUAUCAGAGCCACAAGUUCCUUUUGAAGAUGGCAAAUAAUGGUGUUCCCUUCCAAGUUCCAUUGCUCA
Molecule: messenger RNA, 2211 nt
Organism: Brassica napus (rape)
Lineage: Eukaryota; Viridiplantae; Streptophyta; Magnoliopsida; Brassicales; Brassicaceae
Product: transcription factor bHLH123-like
Exons: 7
Coding region: 177-1487 (436 amino acids)
Biological process (GO): regulation of transcription by RNA polymerase II
Cellular component (GO): nucleus
Molecular function (GO): RNA polymerase II cis-regulatory region sequence-specific DNA binding; protein dimerization activity; DNA-binding transcription factor activity, RNA polymerase II-specific
Source: RefSeq, a predicted model, not a curated record